GGCGUCCGCGGCAGCAUCGCCAGCCACUCCGGGAUUCGCCCCGCCGCCGCCCUCCUCCUGCCAUGGGUCUCCGGGAGUCGCCUUACUCCAGCCGCGUCCUGGGGGGCCUGGACACCACCACGAGGGCCCUGCUGUUCCCCGGCUACUGGCUAGCGAACGAGGUGCUGGCCCUGCAGCGCUCCACGGGGGAGAAGCCCCGCUGCGCGCCCUACGGCCUGGAGGUGGCCGUCCGGGGGCCGCUGCUGGUGCUGCUGCUGCUGCUCUACAGCCCGGUCUCGCUGCUGGCCCUCCUGCUCUGGCUGCCCCUGCAGGCCGCCCGGCGGCCCUUCGCUUACCAGCACACCCCGGGCCGAGCCCCUCCCGAGGCCUGGGCGCUUCCGGGCCCGGCCAGGACCCUCCGCCUCCUCAGCGGGAACGUCUGCCUGCUCCCCGAGGGGCUGGCCAAGUUCAGCAACAUCUGGCGAACCCAGUGGCGGGCCAGGCACAUCGGCCAGAGUCUGGCCCAAGCGGCCCAAUGCUCUACGCCCUAUGCACCCCCCGGGGCCCCCAAUGGCCUGGCCAUCCCACGUGGGCUGCCGGGGGGGCCUGCCGCUGCCCUGGGCCACCCCUGGGGUGACUCUGUGAUGACCGUGGAGGGGGUGGGGGCCGUGGCAGGGGAGGCCAACGGGCCCCGGGAGAUCGCCGUCUGCAGGCCUCCGAACUUGGACCUCCUGUGCCUGCAGGAGGUCUUCGACCUCCGGGCCUCUGCCCACCUGCGCCACUUCCUGGCCCCCCAGUUUGAGCACAUCAUCCACGACGUGGGCACCUACGGCCUGCAGGGCUGCUCCGCUCCAAAGCUGCUGAACAGCGGACUCUUCCUGGCCAGCCGCUACCCUCUCUUGGCCGUGGAGUUCCACUGCUACCCCAACGCCACUGGCGAGGAUGCCCUGUGCGCCAAGGGCCUGCUGUGCGUGCAGGUGCAGCUGGGAGCCUGCCAAGGAGGAAGGGUCAUAGGAUACCUGAACUGCACCCACCUGCAGGCCCCUGAAGCGGAUGGGCCCAUCCGGCAGGAGCAGCUGGACCUCUCCCUGCGCUGGGUGCAGCUCUUCCAAGACAGCCAUGCGCAGCCGGGGGACGUGGUGGCCUUCGACAUCUUCUGUGGGGACCUCAAUUUCGACACCUGCUCUCCAGGUGAUGCCAUGGAACAAGGCCACGAGAUCUUCAGCCGGUACAUUGACCCCUGCCGCCUCGGUCCUUGCCAGGACGCGCCUUGGGCCAUCGGGACGCUGAUGAACCCGCUGCACCUCUACGACGAAGCCGUGGCCACCCCAGAGAGCCUGAAGAGGACUCUGGAGAAUCCGGAGGAGCGCAGGAAGUACCUGGCAGGACCCCUCCAGGCCGAGGGCAGCGCCAACCUCUUGGCCACCUGUCACGAAGGGCGGCGCAUCGAUUACACUCUCUACCGGCAGCCCUGGGGUCCAGGGCACUUGAAGACCGCGGUGGAGAAAGUCUUCUUCUUCACCCAGCUGGCCACCUGCUCCGACCACUUGCCUGUUGGACUGCAACUCCUGGUGUCUUCAGAGGUGGAACCGGAAGCCCCAGCGCGGAAGGACCCCCUGUGACCUGCAGCUGGACUGACCUCCUUGAUCCAGGGAGGGGGAGCCGCCCUGUCCCUGCUGGAGCCAGAGGGAGAGAGAGAGUCGCUCCUC
This is a messenger RNA of Pseudonaja textilis, 1688 nucleotides long. Its product is annotated as sphingomyelin phosphodiesterase 5. Gene Ontology annotation, cellular component: extracellular region; cytoplasm. Gene Ontology annotation, biological process: sphingomyelin metabolic process. The record is from RefSeq and is a predicted model, not a curated record. Gene Ontology annotation, molecular function: sphingomyelin phosphodiesterase activity. Lineage: Eukaryota; Metazoa; Chordata; Lepidosauria; Squamata; Elapidae.